CGCUCGGUCACGUGGUUUGGUGAGGACUGGAACAGGCGGGUGCAAGAGGCGCCUAUUUCUCGGGUCCUGCUGCAGCGGAGAGAGUGAAGGAGGGGGCAAGAUGUCCGGCCGGGAAGGAGGCAAGAAGAAACCAUUGAAACAACCUAAAAAAUCAAACAAGGAAAUGGAUGAGGAUGAUCUUGCUUUCAAACAGAAGAAGAAGGAGGAGCAGAAAAAGCUUGAAGAGAUGAAAGCAAAAGCUGCAGGCAAAGGACCGCUUGUUUCUGGAGGUAUUAAGAAGUCAGGCAAGAAGUAACGGGGAACACUGGAAUGUCAAAUGUGCUGACAUUUGCAUCACUUGUAUAUCUCCAGAGGACGCAGGAUUAAUACACAUCUCUUUUUGUGAUCUUCUGUUUACGUUUCUGCCUUACCUGUAAAUUGUAUAUUUGUUUAAAAUGCCAAUAAAUUCUUUUUCCUGUUUUCUAA
Messenger RNA from Rhincodon typus (whale shark), 465 nucleotides. It is a transcript of the gene tma7, whose product is annotated as translation machinery associated 7 homolog. The coding region runs from base 101 to 295 and encodes 64 amino acids. NCBI's taxonomy places the organism in Eukaryota, Metazoa, Chordata, Chondrichthyes, Orectolobiformes, Rhincodontidae. The transcript is spliced from 4 exons. The record is from RefSeq and is a predicted model, not a curated record.